Cajanus cajan (pigeon pea) is the source of this 951-nucleotide messenger RNA. RefSeq names its product ethylene-responsive transcription factor ERF003. The record is from RefSeq and is a predicted model, not a curated record. Gene Ontology annotation, biological process: regulation of DNA-templated transcription. Gene Ontology annotation, molecular function: DNA-binding transcription factor activity; DNA binding. NCBI's taxonomy places the organism in Eukaryota, Viridiplantae, Streptophyta, Magnoliopsida, Fabales, Fabaceae.
GCAAAAGAUGAUUAUAUAAAUUGGUGCCACCACUCUCUCCAUGCCCACUUCACUUUCACAUUCUCAAAGACGCUUCAAGAACAAGUUUGAAGCAAUCUCCAUCAUGGCUAGACCCCAACAACGCUAUCGUGGUGUCCGCCAGAGGCAUUGGGGCUCUUGGGUCUCCGAAAUUCGCCACCCUCUUUUGAAAACUAGAAUAUGGCUAGGAACGUUUGAAACAGCAGAAGAUGCUGCUAGAGCGUACGAUGAAGCAGCGAGGUUAAUGUGUGGUCCAAAAGCACGCACCAAUUUCCCUUACAACCCCAACGAGCCACAAUCUUCUUCUUCCAAGCUCCUCUCAGCCACUUUAACCGCGAAGCUACACAAGUGUCACAUGGCCUCACUCUCCCUUCAAAUGAACAAGCAGAAACAAUCAGCAAAAGAGCCUCAAGGGUCAUCAAACUCGAGCAACGCCAUUGCGGGAACAAGUUCUGACACGGGGUUUAGGUGGCCAGAGAAGAGACACGAGGAACUUCAAUGGCUAGAAAGGCAAGUUGAGGUGGCAGAACAACACCAACAGUUUCAACCAGUUCUUGAAGAUGAUCACAUUGAACAGAUGAUACAAGAGCUUCUUGAUUAUGGGUCAAUGGAGCUUAGUUCUGUUGACUCGGCCUAAGUAGCUAGCAUAGGCCAAUGCAGAAGGGAUCCAUGGAUGGUACUAUUAGUAAUGCGCCAUGUAAUAAAAUAUAGUGAGCUUUUAGACUUUAGUACCAUAUUCACCAUCACUUUUAUUCACUUCUCCAAUUAAUGGACAAGCAUGUGGAACCUGAAUGUCAUCAAUCAUACAAAAACCGACGCAUGCAUAUAUGAUGUCGACUAUGUUAUAGAGAUAUAUAGUAUAUUGGUAACAUCAAAAGACUACAAUUUCCCAACUUCUAUUCUUGUUUAUAUCUGUCUAAUGCAAAGGUGCCC